Molecule: messenger RNA, 1962 nt
Organism: Talaromyces stipitatus ATCC 10500
Lineage: Eukaryota; Fungi; Ascomycota; Eurotiomycetes; Eurotiales; Trichocomaceae
Exons: 4
Coding region: 1-1962 (653 amino acids)
Molecular function (GO): oxidoreductase activity; FAD binding
Source: RefSeq, a predicted model, not a curated record
AUGAAAGUCUUCGUGCUAGCCGUAGCCAGCUAUGCGAUUUCCGUGUUGGCCCAAGAUAUCGAUGCGCUAUCAUCUUUAAUCAAAGAAGUUACAGUCACUUCUGAUGACUCAGGAUUCCCGUCGCUAUUUCCAUCAGAGACAGUCCAGCUCACAGACGAUGUCAUUGCUGCUAUUUCUCGUGAGCUCCAAGACAACAGCACCGCCAGCCUGUUUAUGUUUGGCUCAGACGCCCUAUCAACGGCUAACAGUACUGCCAAGUCCCACUGCAAGCCACUACCAGGCGAUUCCUCCUGGCCCAGUCCGUCGGAGUGGAACACUUUUAACUCUCUUCUCGGUGGAAGUUUGAUUAAAGCAAGCCCUGCAGCAGCUGCAUGCUACGGUCUAGAAUACUCUGCCGAAAAAUGCGCGUCGAUUAUAAGCGACUGGGAUACCGAAGGGUUUCAGACGUCGGACCCAACUUCCGUCAUGGACCCUCUAUACGUAGGACGUUCUUGUAUGCCACCGGGGCUUAAUUACACGAAUACUUGUGAUAUGGGGGCGUAUCCGACUUACGUUGUGAACGUAAGUAGUGUGGCGCAAAUUCAACUUGCCGUAAACUUUGCACGAAAUAAAGGGCUACGAUUUGUGGUCAAGAAUACCGGCCAUGAUUUGAUAGGCAAAGCCUCUGGUAAAGGUGCCUUGUCUGUCUGGACGCACUGGCUAAAAGACAAGGCAUACUACCCUAAUUUUGUGUCUAAAGACUAUACUGGACCAGCUAUCAAGUUCGGUGCCGGAGUCCAAGUUCGGGAAGCUUACGAGUAUGCUAAGUCCGUCCAGGCCACUGUCCUUGGUGGUGAAUCUCAAUCUGUCGGUUUAGCGGGCUGGAGUAUGGGAGGCGGUCAUUCUCCUCUAAGCAGCCUCUACGGCCUGGGAGCAGAUCAGAUAGUCUCCAUAGAGGUUGUACUGGCAAAUGGACAAUUCAUAACGGCGAAUGCGGAGCAGAAUUCAGAUGUCUUUUGGAUGCUUCGAGGUGGUGGAGGUAGCACGAUUGGCGUAAUGACGUCUUUGACGAUGAAAGCAUAUCCUCAACUGCCGGCUACAACUGUCACGUUCAAUUUCACGGCUGUAGAUGGCCCAGCUCUCGACGCAUUUUGGACCGGAAUUGAAUCAUACGUGAAUAACAUGCAAGCUUUUGUUGAUGCAGGGACAUAUGGUUACUAUGCCCUUGCAAUUCUCGAAGACUCCGCCGGCAAUGAGCGUCACGAGUUCCAAAUGCGACCAUUCUUUGCGCCCAACAUGACUAUCGCCGAGACAAAAACGCUUCUCUCUCCCUGGUUCGAUGUGCUUGACAUGCUGAACAUAUCCUAUAAUCCGGUGUAUACUUACAAGGACAACUUUUACGAUGCAUGGUAUAUUGGUUUCCCUGAGGAGACUGUGGGGUCCGAUACUACCAUGAUCUCUUCUCGGCUCAUGCCCCGAUACGUCUUCGAGAAUGACACAUCUCGAAACCAGUUGUUCAAAGACGGUUUCAAAAACGCCGUUGAUAAUGGGAUUCUCGUCAUAGGAUUGCAACUUAGUGGUAAAGGAAUCGCAGUCGAUCCUCCUACAGAUACUGCAGUUCUUCCAGCAUGGCGCAACACCACCACACAUCUCCAAUUCGUGGGGAGAUUCUCAGCAACUGCAGACUGGGCUAUCAUUCAGAACCAAACAUUGUUCGUUACGAACUACACAAGCGUCUUGCGAACUCUGGCGCCUGACUCUGGUUGCUAUCUAAGCGAGGCCGAUUUCUUAGAACCCAAUUUGCAAGACGCAUUUUACGGCGUAAACUAUCCGCAGCUUUAUGAGCUUAAAAAGACAUACGAUCCUACAAGUCUUUUUUUUGCGCUUACUGCGGUUGGUUCGGAGGAUUGGGAGGUUCAGGUUGAAGACCCGUUACCUUAUUCGUGGAAUAACAAUGGGCGGUUGUGUCGGAAGACGACCUAG